Ectocarpus siliculosus is the source of this 633-nucleotide messenger RNA. NCBI's taxonomy places the organism in Eukaryota, Phaeophyceae, Ectocarpales, Ectocarpaceae. The record is from the annotation of a GenBank genome assembly.
AUGACGUUGCCGUUGAUUUCCAUCUUUUCUGAACGCGUAACGUCAUCGUCACUCUCCGUUUUGCGCCCGCUCGGUGCUGCACAAAUCAGCUAUCUUUAUAGCAACGAACUCGCUUCGCUCCCCGCGGGGCUUUUCGACGGAAACGAUGGGCUGCGCAACAUCUAUCUGAAUGGCAACCAGCUGGAUUCUCUCCCCGUGGAGCUUCUGGACGGUUUGGGUUCUCUAAGAAACCUCUAUCUGCAUGGCAACCAGCUCGCUUCGCUCCCCGCGGGGCUCCUGGACGGUCUGGACGCGCUUCAACUUCUGUCACCUCUUCUCACGGACGACAGCCUGUUCCUCCCAGAUGGUUUUGAGGAUGGCGGCAUAUGCUCUUGCCCUGAGGAGGACGGUGCGUGUGAAUCUGACGAAUCUUGCGCUCCUGGCACAGACGGCUACACCUGCAGCACUGAUGGCGGUGGGGACGACGAGCUCUCCGCCGCCGUGGUUGCGGAGGCGGAUGAGGAGGCAGACACGCAGGAGGGGAAUGUGGCCGCAGGGACCGGCGCUUUCUUCCGCUCGGGUGGCCUCUUCGCCGCCGCCGCCACCGCCGUUGCCGCUGCCAGCUUCGCCACGCAGCUGCUGGCCGGACAAUGA